CCACCUUUCCCUCCUCUGCCUUCUCCUCCUCCUCUGCAGUUUGAUGCUGAGUUCCGUCGCUUUGCCAUGAAGCGCUCCAGCGCCGGCACCUUCCAGGACUUUUACAGCCUACUGCAGAGCGUGCAUCAAAUCCCCCGUGUGGAUGUGCUGCUGGGCUACACGGACGUGCAUGGCGACCUGCUGCCCAUCAACAACGACGACAACUACCACAAGGCCCUGUCCUCCGCCAACCCCCUGCUCAGGAUCAUCAUCCAGAAAAAGGCAGAAUCGGACGCCGGCGUCUUCGCCUCCAACUCAUUGCAGAGGAAGAAGAAGGGACUGCUGCGCCCAGCGCACUACCGGGCCAAACCUCACCUCCUCAUCGGCAUGCCCCAGGACUUCCGCCAGAUCUCCUCCAUCAUUGACGUGGACAUCCUGCCCGAGACGCACCGCCGCGUGCGGCUGCACAAGCACGGCUCCGACAAGCCGCUGGGCUUCUACAUCCGCGACGGCGUCAGCGUGCGCGUGGCCCCGCAGGGCGUCGAGAAAGUGCCCGGCAUCUUCAUCUCCCGCCUGGUGAAAGGCGGCCUGGCGGAGAGCACGGGGCUGCUGGCGGUGAGCGACGAGAUCCUGGAGGUCAACGGCAUCGACGUGGCCGGCAAGUCUCUGGACCAGGUGACGGACAUGAUGGUGGCCAACAGCCACAACCUCAUCAUCACCGUCAAGCCGGCCAACCAGCGCAACAACGUCAUCCGUAGCAGCAAAGCCUCGGGCAGCUCGGGGGUGUCCACGGACAGCACCCCAAGCCAGCAGACCCCCAGCCCGGCCUCACAGUACCUCAGCAACUACAGCACAGCCGAGAGCGACGAGGAGGGCGACCUGGUCAUCGAGAGCGACGGCGCGCCCCACUACGGCCCCGUGGGCUGCCCCAAUGGGGGCCCUGCUGACGGACCCCUCCCGCCCAGCCUGUCCCCGCACAGCUCGCAGGGCUCCCUGCAGUCCCUGGGCAGCCACGACGGCAGCCCCGGCCGGGGCAGCGUGCGGGAGGACGGCACCCUGCUCACCCUAUAGCCGGACUGCUUGUGGGCACCGGGGCAAUGGGGCCGAGCGGGGCUGCCUCUGCCCUGUCCUCGCCCUGGGGUCUGCUCCUGCCAGGCAUCUGAGCCCCUCACCUCCCUUCUUCCACCCACGUGGGUUUUUUAAUUAUUUUAUCAAAACGUGCAUCAUCAAGUAAUAUAUUGCAAUGGACAGUAAAACCUUUUCUAGAAAACGCCCCGUUUUUGUCCAUCGUUCGCGUCGCUGCAGGGGCCAGCAGUCUGUCUCCAUUCAGGACAGCAAAUGGGUUUGGUGCUGUGGGAUGGGACAAGUGUGUCCCUAACAGUUCUGCACACUUGGCUUUGCUGCUUCCCAGGUGGACCCAGCAAGGCUAAUUGCAGAGUUAUCCUCCAAUACGUGCUCAGGCUGCUUUGGGCACAGCAAGCGCCUGUGCCCAGGGCAAACGUGGGGUCCUGAUGUGGGUGCUGCUGUGUGGUGACAUCUGUCUUACAGGAGUAGGAGGACCCACAGCUCUCCAGAACUGCAGGGCUGAGCCGGGCCCCAGACAGGCAGGAGAGAGAUGCA
Meleagris gallopavo (turkey) is the source of this 1599-nucleotide messenger RNA. Lineage: Eukaryota; Metazoa; Chordata; Aves; Galliformes; Phasianidae. The record is from RefSeq and is a predicted model, not a curated record.